AUGGAGAAAUGGGCGGUCGAGUUGAGCGAAUACGAUAUUGAAUAUCGCUCUCGUCCAAGUUUGAAGUCGCAAGUCCUGGCUGAUUUCAUCACCGAGCUGUCUCCUGAACUCGGAGACCCUACCCCUAAUGAGGAACACUGGACGAUGUUCGUCGAUGGUUCGUCGUCUCAUCAGGGGUCUGGCGUGGGACUCAUUCUCCGAUCUCCGAUUGGCGAAGUACUUGAGCAAGCAUUGAAGCUUAAUUUUAAAGCAUCAAAUAACGAAACGAAGUAUGUAGCCGUCCUCGCAGGACUUUGGUUAGCACGAGGACUCGGGGUGACACGCCUGCAAGUUUUCUGCGACUCCCAACUAGUAGUCAGCCAGUUUAGUGGCGAGUUCGAUGCCAAGAACAAGCAAAUGGGAGCAUACUGUCAGUUGGUCCGGACAUUAUCUAGGGAAUUCACUUAUUUUUCUCUGACGAAGGUCCCACGAAACAAGAACGCAUCAGCUGACACUCUCGCAGCCUUGGCGAACUGCUUGGAUCCGGAUUUGCGACGAGUGCAUCGAAACAUCCAGCAUCGACCUAGUCAGCCUAAUCUCCGUCAUUAA
Messenger RNA from Camelina sativa (false flax), 588 nucleotides. RefSeq lists its product as uncharacterized. Gene Ontology annotation, molecular function: RNA-DNA hybrid ribonuclease activity; nucleic acid binding. NCBI's taxonomy places the organism in Eukaryota, Viridiplantae, Streptophyta, Magnoliopsida, Brassicales, Brassicaceae. The record is from RefSeq and is a predicted model, not a curated record.